Messenger RNA from Didymodactylos carnosus, 1176 nucleotides. NCBI's taxonomy places the organism in Eukaryota, Metazoa, Rotifera, Eurotatoria, Philodinida, Philodinidae. The record is from the annotation of a GenBank genome assembly.
AUGAAGAAGCAACUCGAUGCGAGGACAAAUAGUCCCAUCAGUGUUCUUAUUAUUGAGUUGCUUAAAAAAAAAGCUGUAUUUCUCCUUGGUUUUCUAAUAUUAGUAGUUGUUUUAUUUAUUAAAAAUUAUUCAAUCAAGGAAUUAGAAACGGUUUAUCCUAUUUCGCCCACAGAUCCUCCCGAAACUCCUACUUUAUCAAUGGAUCCUUCCGAAACUCCUAUUUUGUCAACGGAUCCUGCCGAAACUCCUAUUCUGUCAACGGCUCCUCCCCAUGAUGAAAUUUCACCAUUACCACCACACAACCAGGAGUUGCCAACUGUUAUUGCCACAAUCGAACAUUCACCGAGCAUCAAAUUUUUAAUGGUUCAACAGGGAUUUGUGGAGAAAGAACCAGAAAUCAAUGCUAUAUUCUUGUUCAUAUUGAAAAAUAACAAAUGUCGAGAAAAUAAUGUUAUUUUGGACGUUGGUAUGAAUGCAGGCUAUUAUUCUUUAUUGGUUUCUGCAUUUAACUGUAAUGUAAUCAGUUUUGAUCCACAAGCUAGAUGCCAUGAACUUUAUAAUUUAUCAAGAUUAAUAAACAAAUUUACUAAUCAAUGGAAAUCAUAUGAAAAUGCUGUUUGGUUUGAACGAAGAAAACUCAGAAUAAGCAACGAUUUAUGUGAUGUUGGAUACAUGUCCGUGGACGCGUCUCGGAGGACGAAGAAUCAGACAACUCAACAAGUCAAAGAUAAAACAGUUCAGUCGGUAUCAAUUGAUUCAUUAGCUCAAAUUCGAUCGUAUAAGAAAAUAUUAAUAUUUAAAAUCGAUACAGAGGGUGCUGAGAUAGGAGUAUUAUUAAGUUCUCAGAAAUUGUUAGCACGAAAACGUGUGGAACAUUUUAUUAUUGAAAUAAUAAACCAUGACUGGGAAAAACUAGGUGUGAAGGAUGAACGAAUUGGAUUAAACAUCUUUUACAACUUGCAGAAAGAUUAUAUAGCAAUAUUACUGAAUAACGAAGAAUAUUCUGCAGAAAUAUUAGGAUGGCCAGUCGACGAUGGUGAAGAAUUUCUUGACAUCGUUGGCUCAAGAUUUAUUAUACCAGAAGGUGAAAAUGGUUUUCCAAUAUUAUUAGAGAAUAGAAAACAUAAACAAAGAGGUUGUAACGUUUGGUUCAGAAAGAAAAAACAACUUUUAUAA